ACUCCUCCAGAGUGGGGAACAGCUAGUGGUGACACAGAGAACCAAUGUCCUACCCUUGUGGAAGACAAGCGUGGGGCGAUGUUCGGAGUGUUUUCCUGCUGGGGGUUAUUAAACUGCUGGGUAUUUGGGGUGAACUUUAAACGGUGCAGCCGAGGUUGGAGCUGGCGCUGCAAAGUCGUGCCUCCGGGGAUUGUUGCCCCGCCGCCGCUCUCCGUGUAGCAUGGUUCGGAAACCGAACGUUUCGCGGGUCGGCGUUGCCAUGGCGAUGCAUUGUCUGGGGACCCGGGCCCUGAGCUGGGCGGCUGCCCGCGCUCCCCGGCUGGUGCUGGGCAUCGAGACCAGCUGCGAUGACACCGCCGCCGCAGUGGUGUGUGAGGCAGGGACAGUCUUAGGAGAGGCCCUGCACUCUCAGAAAGAAACUCACCUCAAGGCAGGUGGAAUAAUUCCACCAGUGGCGCAGAGACUACAUAGAGAGCACCUGGACAGAGUGGUGCAGGAAGCUAUGGACAACAGUGGAGUACCCCUUAAUGAAGUGACAGCAAUAGCGACAACUAUAAAGCCAGGACUUGCACUAAGUCUACAAGUGGGCCUAGAGUACAGUUUAAAACUAAUAGAACGAUGUAAGAAACCCUUCAUUCCUGUUCACCAUAUGGAGGCCCAUGCGCUGACCAUUCGAAUGCUGCAGUCGGUAGAAUUCCCCUUCCUGGUCCUAUUGAUUUCCGGUGGUCACAGUCUGCUUGCCGUCGCUCGUGGAGUCGAUGACUUUCUUCUUCUUGGACAGACAUUGGAUGAAGCCCCAGGAGACACACUGGACAAGAUUGCAAGAAGACUAUCGCUGAAGAAUCACCCAGCAUGCUGUACAAUGAGUGGGGGUGAAGCUAUUGAAUAUUUGGCCAGAACGGGGAAUCGAUUGCAUGUUGAGAUAAGAGAACCUAUGAGCCACCAUAUAGACUGUGAUUUCUCCUUUUCUGGUCUUCGCAAUCAGGUCAAUCUAAUAAUUACCAAAAAGGAAAAGGAAGAAGCAGGUAUCCAGGAUGGCCAGUUGCUGUCGUGUGUGAAUGACAUUGCUGCUGCUGUGCAGCAUACAGUGGCAGUUCACUUAGCAAAGCGAACACAUCGAGCCAUUCUCUUCUGCAAGAAGGAAGAUUUUUUGCCCCAAUCAAACCCAGCCUUGGUGGUUUCAGGUGGAGUGGCCAGCAAUGAAUACAUCAUAAAAGUCUUGCAGAUAGUAACUGAAGCAAAUGGGUUGUCACUGAACUGUCCUCCUCCUAAGCUCUGCACAGACAACGGCAUAAUGAUUGCAUGAUUUGGUGCUUGGUCAUCAAGUGUUUCAUUUCCAACAAUCCAGAUGUGGAGGAAGUUAAUCUGGAUAAAUUUGACCUUUUCUGCUGGACCCCGGACCAAUUUUCAAACCAUUGAUCCAAAAUUUUUCUUUGUCACUAACUCCUUCACUAGAUCAAAGCACAACAGCAAUAAUUUCUCGAACCAUAUAAGAAGGUGUUGCAGGUCCAUUCACUACUUAUCAGAGGAACAGGACACUGAAUACCAAAAUAAAAAUUGGGCAUUUAGUUUUGUUUUUGAAAGCAAUGAGACCAUUUAAGAGGCUGAAUAUGUAGCUGCUGCAUAAGAGAGUCAUAAACAGAAGAAAUGCAGCAUGGAAACAAGCCCUUUGGUUCACCAAAUCCAAACUGACUGACCAUCAACCACUGAUUAACACAAAUCAUAAAAUAAUCGAAUCCAACUUUAUUCUAUCCAUGUUGUCCAACGCUUAAAAUGUGGAUUGCAAGCAUGUUGGACAUCACGCAUCUUGAGGAAAUGCGAUUCCUCCUAAUGGAUAAAUCAGACCAAUUCAUAACGAGUUGGUCUCCAUUUGGAAUCAUAUGGUGCAACACAAUUGUAAAAGCUAACUGUUUCAGGACUGGACGAGGGAUGGUCAAGAUUAUAAACAAUGAUCUCCGUUUUUUUUUCCUUCUUUAUGUCUUAUUCUCUUUUCUAUUUUCUUUUCCUCAACUUUCUUUACUCAUUCGUCUUUUUUCUUUUUCUUCACACACUAUAUAUCUCACGUCUUUCUAUCCUUUACUAUCUAAUUUAUUUUUCUUAUUCUCAUCUUUCAUUAUUAUAACACAAAAAAUAAGAAGCUGUACAUAAAAUGUAUUAUGAAAAUAUAUAUUAGGCACUUUGGUGCCAUAUGAUUGUACUUCUAAUAAAAUAAAAUAUUUUUUAAAAAA
Messenger RNA from Leucoraja erinaceus (little skate), 2228 nucleotides. RefSeq names its product O-sialoglycoprotein endopeptidase-like 1 (gene osgepl1). Gene Ontology annotation, cellular component: mitochondrion. The transcript is spliced from 6 exons. The coding region runs from base 221 to 1306 and encodes 361 amino acids. NCBI's taxonomy places the organism in Eukaryota, Metazoa, Chordata, Chondrichthyes, Rajiformes, Rajidae. Gene Ontology annotation, biological process: tRNA threonylcarbamoyladenosine modification. The record is from RefSeq and is a predicted model, not a curated record.